UUUUUAUAUUUUUACGAACACUUCUCUCGUUAUCUAUCAAAUGACAUCUCGUCAAACUCGGUAACGGAAUGUUGCGGAGGUUAUUUCACGUUUGUUGCGUACUAUAGAACGUUAUUGAAGUUUCAACAAGACCAUUAUGGAGACUCAACCGCUGAAACCGCCUGAAAAGCCACCGCCGUACUCAGUCGCGACAGCUCCGGCAGUGAAUGCGUCAUGGCAACCACCGCCCGGAUACUAUCCUAGUAACAGCGACGCUGGCUACCAGGACAACUACGUUCCAUCGUACGGCUCUACGCACUCCACGACUGUCAUUGUUCCAGAGAUUAUCCUGGUUGGUGGAUGCCCAGCGUGCAGGGUUGGUGUGAUGGAAGAUGAUUACUCGUGCCUUGGUCUGCUCUGUGCGAUCCUUUUCUUUCCGAUUGGGAUCCUGUGCUGCUUGAUGUUGAAGACGAAACGCUGCUCAAAUUGCGGAGCUUACUUCGGUUGACUGAAGAUAGGAACUUACUGUUAAUUAUCUAAAUGCGAUAAAUAAGUCACAUUUGGUAAUAUUUUUGCAAUAAAGUGUGUUAGUAGGCAUCUGCAAGAGAUUUUAGGUGAAGAAGGGACGGAACGGUGAAUCAAACUCGUAAACAAUAAUGAUUAGUUAAGAUGGCAGUCUUCAGAUAUAUAUAUAUAUAUAUAUAUAUAUAUACAUAUAUAUUUUGUUGUAACUUCCUUUUUAUCAUGUGAAGAGAGUUUUAUUGAGGUCUAGCUUUAAGUGUAUCACUGGUUGCGUAUUUUAGUUAUUGCUCUCUGUUAAUUAGUCUUGUCCGGCUGAUUUAUUUAUUCCUGCAACGACAGUACGACGUCUUCUUUUCGCAUUAACUUGAGAAAAGCGAGUAAUUUUGUGCUCUAUAUGCAUGUAGCGUAUAUGUAUCUACAUACAAGUGAAAAUUCCAAGAUUAUAUAUUUUGAUAAGAGUUAUUGUAAAACGUUGAAUAUACAAUCAUUAAAAUUGUUAUUCAAGUAAGAGUUCAUGUAAGGAUUUGUUAAGUCUGUUCUCAAUAAAUUAAUUAUACAUCUCCAA
Messenger RNA from Ooceraea biroi (clonal raider ant), 1066 nucleotides. Its product is annotated as brain protein I3. The record is from RefSeq and is a predicted model, not a curated record. Lineage: Eukaryota; Metazoa; Arthropoda; Insecta; Hymenoptera; Formicidae.